CGCUACAGCAGCAGCACAUUAGAACAUGGCCGUCAAUAUGGAGUCAUUUACCUGAGUGCAUAAUAACGGUUGUAACAAACACUGAGAUUAUCCUAUUGUUUAUUGUUCGAGUGUCCUUUGGUUAAUUUCGGGAGUUUUCAAUUUUAUUGUUAUAACUACCGUAUCGUCUAUUCUCUCAUUAAGAAUUGAUUUAUAAUGGAUUUAUCCCUAAUCUGAGGGCUAACUUUGAGAACAUCCAUUUCAUUGUACUCAUUGUUCAUUGCAGCUUUAAUGUAAAUUGCAUUGGACCUUCGAACACUUAGUAAACAUUUAACAAAUUUUACCAUUGUAGUAUUCCCAUUAUAAGUGUUGUGCUCUGAAAUUCUAUGAACAAUGUCUACUACGGCACGGCCAACAUUUGAUGGAGCACGCGGAGGACAAGGAAGAGGUGAAAAAGAUUUAAGUGCAAUUUCUAAACAAUACAGCAGUCGUGAUUUGCCUUCUCACACAAAAUUAAAAUAUAGGGAUUAUGGACAAGGAACUAUUGAAGAACUACGGAAUCGUGAUUUUCGUAAGGAAUUGGAAGAGCGAGAAAGAGAAAGAGAAAAAGAUAAAUCUGGAACUAGAAGAAUGAUUGAGCCCUCACGAGAGCCAACAGCUCCAACGCCUAACAAAAGACAGAAAGUAGACCAAGCACCUAUCACAAGUUUAGAUGCUGAUGAUCCGAUUGAUGAUGAUGAAUCAGAUUCAUCAAGUGAUGAGGAUGAUGCAGCAUCACUUGUUGCUGAAUUACAGCGAAUCAAAAAAGAAAGAGCUGCUGAACAAGUUAAAAAGGAAAUGGAGAAAAAACAGGAAGAGGAAAGAAUUCGCAUGGAAAAUAUCCUUUCUGGAAAUCCCUUGUUAAAUUAUUCUUCUCAAGUUGUUCGCACAGAUAUGAAAGUAAGAAGACGUUGGGAUGAUGAUGUUGUGUUCAAAAAUUGUGCUCGAUCCGAACCGAAGAAAAAACACGACGUAUUUAUUAACGAUUCACUUCGAAGUGAAUUUCAUAAAAAGUUUAUGGAAAAAUAUGUUAAAUAAGAGUAUAUUGAUUAAUUUAAUAAUAAUCAUUAAAGAAUUGAAAAUUUUUUGUAAAUAACGCAAUAGUCAUUGAUCAGAAAUUCAAAAGAUGUUUUUUCAUUUCAUAAUUAAGAAUGUAAAAUAAGAUUUUAGAUUAAUAGCGAAUAAAUUACUCAUAAAAUUGGUGAACAACGUUAAUUAAACAAAUAAA
Molecule: messenger RNA, 1246 nt
Organism: Chelonus insularis
Lineage: Eukaryota; Metazoa; Arthropoda; Insecta; Hymenoptera; Braconidae
Gene: c12.1
Product: spliceosome-associated protein CWC15
Exons: 3
Coding region: 373-1056 (227 amino acids)
Biological process (GO): mRNA cis splicing, via spliceosome
Cellular component (GO): catalytic step 2 spliceosome
Molecular function (GO): RNA binding
Source: RefSeq, a predicted model, not a curated record